AUGGGCAUGAAACACUCCUCCCGCUGCCUGCUCCUAAGGAGGAAAAUGGCGGAGAACGCUGCCGAGAACACCGAGGUGAGCAGCCCCCCAUCUCAGCCCCCGCAGCCUGUUGUCCCACCCAAGCCUGUGCAAUGUGUCCAUCAUGUGUCUACCCAACCCAGCUGCCCGGGUCGGGGCAAGAUGUCCAAGCUGCUGAACCCAGAAGAGAUGACUUCGAGAGAUUAUUAUUUCGACUCCUAUGCCCACUUUGGGAUCCACGAGGAAAUGCUGAAGGACGAGGUGCGAACACUCACUUACCGGAACUCCAUGUACCACAACAAGCAUGUGUUCAAGGACAAAGUGGUGCUGGAUGUUGGGAGUGGCACUGGGAUCCUUUCCAUGUUUGCUGCCAAAGCCGGGGCCAAGAAGGUGUUUGGGAUUGAAUGCUCCAGUAUUUCUGACUACUCAGAGAAGAUCAUUAAGGCCAACCACUUGGACAACAUCAUCACCAUAUUUAAGGGUAAAGUGGAGGAGGUGGAGCUGCCUGUGGAGAAGGUGGACAUCAUCAUCAGUGAGUGGAUGGGUUACUGUCUAUUCUAUGAGUCAAUGCUCAACACAGUGAUCUUCGCCAGGGACAAGUGGCUGAAACCUGGAGGGCUUAUGUUUCCAGACCGGGCAGCUUUGUACGUGGUAGCAAUUGAAGACAGACAGUACAAGGACUUCAAAAUCCACUGGUGGGAGAACGUCUAUGGCUUUGACAUGACCUGUAUCCGAGAUGUUGCCAUGAAGGAGCCUCUGGUGGAUAUCGUGGACCCAAAGCAAGUGGUGACCAAUGCCUGUUUAAUAAAGGAGGUGGACAUUUACACGGUGAAGACAGAAGAGCUAUCAUUCACAUCUGCAUUCUGCCUGCAGAUACAACGCAAUGACUAUGUCCAUGCCCUGGUCACCUAUUUUAAUAUUGAAUUUACCAAGUGCCACAAGAAAAUGGGGUUUUCCACAGCCCCUGAUGCCCCCUACACCCACUGGAAACAGACUGUCUUCUACUUGGAAGAUUACCUCACUGUCCGGAGAGGCGAAGAAAUCUACGGGACCAUAUCCAUGAAGCCAAAUGCCAAAAACGUGCGAGACCUCGAUUUCACAGUAGACUUGGAUUUUAAGGGACAGCUGUGUGAAACAUCUGUAUCUAAUGACUACAAAAUGCGUUAGCAUAUGUGGGAAGCUGCAGAAAGCGAGCAAGAAAAGAAACUCUCACCUCGGUUGGCUGCACUUGUACCAAGGGAAACUGUUUGCAGGACUACAUGCUUGAAACCUGGAGUUAUAAACUCUGCCUGGAAGAUUGGUGAACUCAUCAGGGCUCCUGUGGGCCCUACCUCUGGACAGAGAACCUCUGGCUCCUGAGCUCUGCUUGGGGAGCCCUACACAAAGGCUUCGUUGUCACCAACAAUGAACAACCUUGAGUGCUGUGGCUGGUUCCCCAAGGAUGGAAAAGUACACAUGUAUACCCAUUGUCCUC
Messenger RNA from Loxodonta africana (African savanna elephant), 1492 nucleotides. It is a transcript of the gene PRMT8, whose product is annotated as protein arginine methyltransferase 8. The coding region runs from base 1 to 1185 and encodes 394 amino acids. Gene Ontology annotation, cellular component: plasma membrane. The record is from RefSeq and is a predicted model, not a curated record. NCBI's taxonomy places the organism in Eukaryota, Metazoa, Chordata, Mammalia, Proboscidea, Elephantidae. The transcript has 10 exons. Gene Ontology annotation, molecular function: protein-arginine N-methyltransferase activity. Gene Ontology annotation, biological process: peptidyl-arginine methylation.